CUCUGGUCAACGACGUCCGCGUCAUAGCGAGAGCAUGCACAGGUCAAGGAGUGAUGUGGUUUAGAGACACCGGGUUACCUCGUUGAUCUGGUCGUCUAGCUCUCUGACCCCUCGAGUUGACUCCCUAACAAGCCAUCGUUGCAAACGGACUGACACUAGAUCUAUCUUCGCGAUGCCUGCCUACCACUCGUCUUAUAACGAUGAGCCGACACAGCUCGUCGGGAACGUCGGGCUUCUGCCCUUCAACUCUCGGGUCAGAGGACCGGCUCCGACUCCUGAGGAUCCUUCAAGACCCGACAUCAUUGAAGAGAGCUUGGACCUCUUCCGAGCCAACUGCCUCUUUCGGAACUUCGAGAUCCAAGGGCCUGCCGACCGAACGCUCAUCUACCUCAUCCUCUUCACCCACGACUGCCUCACCCGCGUGGCACCGAGUCCCGGCAAACCAUCGCCUGCUUAUCCCGAAGCAACCAAGGUACUGCAGACACUAGCGGUUGACCACUUCUCCGUUCCCGGAGAAGCUGGGUUCCCCCUGAACAGUUUGUACAAGGGACCUUCGGACAAGGCGCAGACCGACGCACUUCGAUCGUACCUCUUGCAGGCUAGGCAAGAACUCGCCGCUCGUCUCUGUGACAGGAUUUACCCUAUCGAACCUGAAACACAGCAGGAUGGCACACCUACCCCUGCCGAGAGGCAAGGUCAGCGGGUAACCAAGCCUAGCAAAUGGUGGAUGAGCUUCCAGAAGAGAAAGUUCAUGGGUCGAAGCUUGUCCUAAAGCGCCGAUCAGCCGAACCGCCAUAUUUCCUUUCAUCCGGUUACGCUACGGGUUGUAGUCAAAGCGAUCAUAUGAGACCAUGUUUGUAUACUGUCUGGCCGUCGAAAUCCGGGACCGGCCGUUGCGUAGGCGCCGAAAAGAGAACGGGUCGAGAUGUGCUGUUCUGCAGAUCCAUUCGAACCCGAGCCUGAUUGACAGUCUACCGUUGGAUGCUCAGUAGGCCAAGAAUAAUAUAUAGUUAUAUCGCAUGACAAGAAUGCCAAACCUGCU
Filobasidium floriforme is the source of this 1042-nucleotide messenger RNA. Its product is annotated as actin-related protein 2/3 complex subunit 3. Gene Ontology annotation, cellular component: Arp2/3 protein complex; cytoskeleton. Lineage: Eukaryota; Fungi; Basidiomycota; Tremellomycetes; Filobasidiales; Filobasidiaceae. Gene Ontology annotation, biological process: regulation of actin filament polymerization; Arp2/3 complex-mediated actin nucleation. Gene Ontology annotation, molecular function: actin filament binding. The record is from RefSeq and is a predicted model, not a curated record. The coding region runs from base 173 to 772 and encodes 199 amino acids. The transcript is spliced from 6 exons.